AUGGCAUUAAAAGGCCCAGGAAAAACUUUGAAAGGCAGUCCAUAUGGUGAUCCCGCGAAAGGGUUGCAAGGUAGUCCAUAUGGAAAACUGCCUUCAAAGUCUACAAAGAAACCGAAAAACGAUCAUUCUGGUUCAAAAGACGCUGGAACAAGCUCUAAUAAAACAGAAGGCGAAGGAGUACCUUUACAGGAAGUGUUUGGCGUUCUUGCGGAUGAAAAUGGUCGUAUUACUUCGGCAAAACUGCGUAGUUAUGUCAAAGAGCUAGAUCUGGAUUUCACAGAUGAAGAAAUUAAAGAAAUGAUGCAAGUUGUCGAUCCCGCAGGAAAGGGCGAUGUUUCUUACAAUAACCUCCUUGGCAUUGUUCGUGAUUUCAGUCAUGAAUUUCCGACAGUACAGCUUACAGCAGAAGAAUUAAGUAGAGAACUUACAUACACAAGUACGAUAACUGAAGAAUCUACAAAGGAAAAUAGCAUAGAAGACAUAUCAGAACAACCGGGUACUAGUACACAAGAAAUUGUUAAUAGCGAGACAAUUGAAACAAACGGAACUGAAUCUGACUUAAAUGGCAUUUCAAGACCCGUAUCUUCAAGGGCUCGGAUUGCUGCGUUAGCUAAAAGGGCUAUAGACGAUCUUGAUGACCAGAUGUCUGUGAUCAAGGAAGAUGAUGAAUAUGAAGAAGAAAACGAAGAAGUUAAAGAAGAAUCUAGCGAGAUAGGACAUGAUGAAGAAACCGUUAAAGAAGAUGAACAUGUAGGAGGGGAAAAUAUUGACAAUACCGAAAUUGAAAAUGAAGCAUUUGGUGAUGACAAAUCAGUGACUUCUAGAAGAGAAACAGUUAUUUCUAGAAUUUCAGCAAAAAGCGCAAACCUUGUUAACGAUAUCAUUCCAACUGCAGAUUCCAGUAAAGAGGAUGACUUAUCAGAAAAUGAGUCUGGAAGUAAUGAUGCUGGGAAUCAGCCGUCCCGAGCUAGUGCAGUAAAAGAACACCGGCUUGAUUCGGGCGUAUCUACCGCUGUUGGACGCAUGAAUGCUUCAAUUACAGAUACGGAAAAUGGGAGGCGAUCAAGAAAACGAAGCACAAGUGAGACGAGAACAAAGUCAAGACGAGACUCAGUAAAAAGUGAUACAAGCCGAAAGUCAAAUAGGAAAGUUGGGGAACGGAGCACAAGUAGAUCGAGAAAACGUGACGAAAAUAGAAAGUCAAUGCAAACCGAAAGACGGAAGUCAGUUCCUCGUAAGAAGUUCCAGGGUGUUAAUGACCCCGAGUUUUACUCAACUAUGGGAUGUUCUUUGAAAUUGUCACAAAUAAGGACAAGACAGAGGCUGUUAUAUGUGAUGUGGCGUGCAGUUUAUGACCAAGCAUUGAGAAAAAUGGAACAAGAACGAGAAAAACGUCAGGUACAGUAAAAACGGCGAAAUCAGGUUGCUGCUAAUAUCUAAGUUAAAAUGGAAGAGGUUU
Messenger RNA from Mercenaria mercenaria, 1459 nucleotides. RefSeq names its product microtubule-associated protein futsch-like. Gene Ontology annotation, molecular function: calcium ion binding. Bases 1 to 1407 code for a protein of 468 amino acids. The transcript is spliced from 4 exons. Lineage: Eukaryota; Metazoa; Mollusca; Bivalvia; Venerida; Veneridae. The record is from RefSeq and is a predicted model, not a curated record.